Molecule: messenger RNA, 5636 nt
Organism: Loxodonta africana (African savanna elephant)
Lineage: Eukaryota; Metazoa; Chordata; Mammalia; Proboscidea; Elephantidae
Gene: HUNK
Product: hormonally up-regulated Neu-associated kinase
Exons: 11
Coding region: 1-2184 (727 amino acids)
Biological process (GO): intracellular signal transduction; protein phosphorylation
Cellular component (GO): cytoplasm
Molecular function (GO): ATP binding; protein serine/threonine kinase activity
Source: RefSeq, a predicted model, not a curated record
AUGCCGGCGGCGGCGGGGGACGGGCUCCUGGGCGAGCCGGCGGCGCCCGGGGGCGGCGGCGAGGACGCGGCGCGGCCGGCGGCGGCCGGCGAGGGAAGUUUGCUGCCGGCCUGGGUGAGCGGCGUGCCCCGCGAACGGCUCCGCGACUUCCAGCACCACAAGCGCGUGGGCCACUACCUCAUCGGCAGCAGGAAGCUGGGUGAGGGCUCCUUCGCCAAGGUGCGCGAGGGGCUGCACGUGCUGACCGGAGAGAAGGUGGCCAUAAAAGUCAUUGAUAAGAAGAGAGCCAAAAAGGACACCUAUGUCACCAAAAACCUGCGGCGUGAGGGGCAGAUCCAGCAGAUGAUUCGUCACCCAAACAUCACCCAGCUCCUCGAUAUCUUAGAGACUGAAAACAGCUACUACCUGGUCAUGGAGCUGUGUCCUGGUGGCAACUUGAUGCACAAGAUCUACGAGAAGAAGCGGCUGGAGGAGUCUGAAGCCCGCAGAUACAUCCGGCAGCUCAUCUCUGCAGUGGAGCAUCUGCACCGGGCUGGGGUGGUCCAUAGGGACUUGAAGAUAGAAAAUUUGCUGCUAGAUGAAGACAAUAAUAUCAAGCUGAUUGACUUUGGUUUGAGCAACUGCGCAGGGAUCCUGGGUUACUCGGACCCCUUCAGCACACAGUGUGGCAGCCCUGCCUACGCCGCGCCCGAACUGCUUGCCAGGAAGAAAUAUGGCCCCAAAAUCGAUGUCUGGUCCAUAGGAGUGAACAUGUACGCCAUGCUGACUGGGACUCUGCCUUUCACAGUGGAGCCCUUUAGCCUGAGAGCUUUGUACCAGAAGAUGGUGGACAAAGAAAUGAACCCCCUCCCCACCCAGCUUUCAACAGGAGCCAUCACCUUCCUGCGCUCCCUCCUGGAACCAGAUCCCGUGAAGAGGCCGAAUAUUCAGCAAGCACUGGCGAAUCGCUGGCUUAAUGAGAAUUACACGGGCAAAGUGCCAUGUCACGUCACCUACCCCAACAGGAUCCACCUGGAGGAUCUGAGCCCGAGCGUGGUGCUGCACAUGACAGAGAAGCUGGGCUUCAAGAACAGUGAUGUGAUCAACACUGUGCUCUCCAACCGCGCCUGCCACAUCCUCGCCAUCUACUUCCUCCUGAACAAGAAAUUGGAACGCUAUCUGUCUGGGAAAUCCGACAUCCAGGACAGUGUCUGCUACAAGACCCAACUCUACCAGAUAGAAAAGUGCAGGGCCACCAAGGAGCCCUAUGAGGCUUCCCUGGACACCUGGGCAAGAGACUUUGAAUUCCAUGCUGUGCAGGAUAAGAAGCCCAAAGAACAGGAAAAAAGAGGGGAUUUUCUCCACUGGCCUUUCUCCAAGAAGUUGGACAAGAGCCUACCCUCACACAAGCAGGCCAGCGCCUCACCUGUCCCACAGAUGCAGGGCACCAAGGCGCUCCUGAGGGACCAGAAGGCCUCCAGGCCUGCUUUCCCUGACAAAGAUUCCUUUGGCUGCCGCAGUAUUUUCCGCAAAACCUCUGAUUCCAAUUGUGUGGCCUCUUCUUCCAUGGAGUUCAUUCCCAUCCCACCUCCCAGGACCCCCAGAAUUAUAAAGAAACCGGAGCCCCACUAUCAAGGGCCCGGAAGUACCAGCGUUGCCCCCAAGGAGGAUCCCCUGAUGCUGGACAUGGUGCGCUCCUUCGAGUCUGUGGAUCGGGACGACCCCACGGAGCUGCUGUCUCCGUCUCACCACCACAGGAUCCUGAACCCCCCCAUAAACUUGGCCCACAGAAAUUCCAGCGAGAGGACGCUCUCCCCGGUCCUGCCUCCCAGAAGCACCUCACCUGCCCAGACUCCUUCGCACCCCACGCUGCUCUCCUUUGCUCAUGAAGACAAAAACAGCCCCCCGAAAGAGGAGUGUGUGUGCUCUACACCCCUGGUUCCCGGGAGUGGCACCACGCAGCCUUUGGGGAGCCCGAAUUGUGUGAAAAGCCGUGGCAGAUUUCCCAUGAUGGGCAUCGGGCAGAUGCUGAGGAAGCGACAUCAGAGCCUGCAGCCUUCGGUGGACAGGCUCCUGGAGGCCAGCAUGCCCCCACUGCAGCCUUCGGCGGAUAGGCUUCUGGAGGCCAGCAUGCCCCCGCUGCAGCCCCUGGCCCCCGUGAGCCUCUCCUUCAACAUGGCUGAUGGUGUCAAGGGCCAGUGUUAACCUGGGCCACAGGGAUUCAUGGCCUGCUGAAGGAAGACCUUGGAACGGGCUCCACACGUCCGCCAGGGCCUGAAGAUACAGAGGCACCCCUGGGGUAUCUUUCGUGGCCUCAUCUCCUGCCAGCUCAUGUGUCUGCUCCAGCUUUGGAACAGCUAAAAUCUUCAGACUCGAAGCCUGUACAGUCCAGCCUCACAAGGACCCCCCCAGAGAUGCUAUUGACUGCUAGGAGAGCUGGCUUCUAGUGCACCCAGUUUCAGUUACUCAGACCCUUCUUCCUUCCAUCCAAUCACAAGUCCCUGCUUCCCUGUGCUGGACUCAGGGGUUGUUGUUAGCUGCAGCCCCUCACUCAUGGUGACCAAUGGAAUGAAACCAUCCCCAUGACGGGUUGCGAAUCAGGCCAUUGUGAUCCAUAGGGCUUUCAUUGGCUGAUCUUCUGAUGUAGGUUGUCAGGCCUUUCUUCUUAGUCUAUUCAGGCCUUCUUUCCUAGUCUAUCUUAGUCUAGAUGCUCUGCUGAAACCUGUUCAGCAUCACAGCAACAUGCAAGCCUCCACUGAUGGAUGGGUGGUGGCUGCACACGACGUGCAUUGGCUGGGAAUUGAACCCUGGUCUCCAGCAUAGAAGGCGAUAAUUCCACCACUGAACUACCACUGCCCCUGGGAUUGGGGGUGAAAACCAGGAACCGGCCAUCCAUCUGGGCCACUUGGAUUGCAGACUGUUACAAGACUGUUAAGAGAUCUCGCUUCACUUCCUGGGAUGUGUGUGCCUCAGGGCGGACUGUUCUCUUUUCAGCACCGGGCCGACAGUUUCCCGAAGUGGUUCACCCACCGAGGUGCUUAUAGCCCCACUUUUUCCUCUGCAGUGGGGAGUCCCUGCAGCCCGCAGGAGCUGGCAGACUGCAGCUCCACGCCACAGCAAGCUCAGAGGAAGAUGGAGGAGCCCAGGCCUGCACUUCUGAGCAGAAAGGGCAGUUGGACGAGGGUUGAACCCCAAACACUGGGGACCCUGUUGAAAGAAAGGACAGAGGGAGCACUCAUCUCCCAAGCAAGGUUUUGACUUGGUUUUUAUUUUUUUUUUUUGGUUGAAACUUGUCAAUGGUUGAAUUAUCUUCUCCGGAGAGAUUUUUCUAUAUGUGAUACCAUUAAAUCAAAAAGCAUAAUUAAAAAAAAAAAAAAGACCUGGGUGAAGAGAGGAGGAGGAGUCCCACCAAACUCGCGUUUUCACAAGAGGAUACAGCGUGAGGGCAUGGGAGCUCGCUCAGGGGGUGUUUUUAGUGGCUGUUGGACCAUGGUCAGCUCUGCGCUCACCCCGUUGUCCAGUAUAGGCUGGAUCUUUCUGGAAGGUGUAGAGCAUGGUUAUAAUUGGCUGUUUAGAAAGAGAAAAAAGGAUGGUUAAAGCCGACUGUGAAUGGCGAAAAGAUGACAUUACCUCCGCGCAGUGCAGUUUUCAAUCUGCCAGGCGAACAAGUGUGCUUUGGAGCUCCACUCUAGCUCUGAGCCGUGAGCAGGCUUGCCUGGUAGGAAGCGUGUUCAGAAUUCAGUACGGUUUCUUCCUUGAGGAGACAGCGUUCUGCAAACAGGGUUUUAGUCCAUGUUCCGUGUUCACACCUUUUGCCAAGGAUCAAACCAAAGAUGUGUCUCUGGUUCUGUGUCUGUUUUCUCCCUGUGUGUGCGUUUUGUGGACCAUGGUGUUGUCUGGCCUUGUUCAGCUGGAGCCUGAAGGGGGCUUGCUCCAUAUGAGGCCUGGGGUAUGGGGCCUGGCAUUUGCUAGGGAACACUCGAUCAUGGGCAGGGUUGGAAAAAGGGGAAUAAUUAGCACAGGUCGGAUGCUGGUGGUUUUAGGAGCGGGUUACAAGAUGAAAUGGAGUCUUCAACUUUUGACUAGUGCAGGUGUGACCAGAAACCACCACUGUGGACAUAUUGGGGUGACCAGAAACUACCACUGUGGAAACACUGGGGUGACCAGAAACCACCACCAUGGCCACACUGUGGUGACCAGAAACCACCACUGUGGACAUAUUGGGGUGACCAGAAACUACCACUGUGGAAACACUGGGGUGACCAGAAACCACCACCGUGGCCACACUGUGGUGACCAGAAACCACCGCCAUGGCCACACUGGAGUAGUAGUCUCAAGUUUGUUGAUUCCAAAAUAGGCCAAGACCCUCGAGCAUUGCAAAGCCUGGCUUCAUUUCUGCUGGUAGCCAGCUCUUACCACACAGCUAUGAGGUGCUUCUUCAUAAUUUUCUUGUUCAGCCAGUGGUGACUUCCUGACCCUGCAAGUCACUGACUAAGCCAGGAGAGGAUGGAUGUUUGGCCUACCCCUGAAGCCCCUGUGAUGCCUCAGUCUUGGCUGACCUUGGCAAGACCUAGAGCUGCUUCUCCUCUCUCAAGGGGGUCUCCCUGGCCCUAGGGCACUGUAGGAGGAGGCCAGUUAUGGCCGUUGGUGUUAUCCUUCUGCGUGGCUUCAGACCAGCUUCCAGAACUUUACAUUGAAAACAGCUUUGUAAGCAGAGGGAAGGAAAGAGUCACCUAGAAAAGACCCUUCUCUCUAUUUAUCAUGAGUGUUUGGUUUUAGAUUGGUGAAGAAACCUCUAAAGUUGGCCUCCAGCUGCGGCUGGCCUGCCCUUCAAGUCUGCAGUAGGGGUGCCUAUACCUGUGUGUUGUGAGCUUGUAGCCCUGGGUACAUUUUUCUUGCAUUUUACUUUCCUUGAGAACAUGAGUGUUUCUGUGUCACUGUUCACUCGGGGGAGCGUGUUUCCCAUUCCUCGCGGGCUUCAAGAACAGCUGUGGAUGGUCGAACAGCUGGCUGACCACGUCACAACCAGUGACUUGAACUGUGAACUCAGGUUUAUUCUGAACCCAGUGAGAGGUGGGGGGAAGCAGAAGGGGGAGCAACUGCGUUUUUGUGUUGUGUGAGUCCCCUGACAAAUCUAUGAACAUCGAGUGAAAGAAGAAAUGUUCAAUUCUGGAUUAUUUUAUUAUAUUUAUAUGGAAAACUUGACUGCCCCUUUGGUAAGUACAAAGUGUGUUGUCUGUGUGACCUGCGGCUGGUUUUCCUCUACCCACUGUGCCUGUGAUUGCAGUUAGCCUGGAGUGACGGAUGGAAAUGACUCAUCCGUCUGUCAUCAUGCGACGCACAGGAGGAGAAGUUGGCUCUAAUUGUAUGAUUUGGUCAUCAGUGAGGACUGUAUUUAUGUCACUAUGAUUAAAUGUAUGUACUUUUAUAAUGACUGUGAAAUAUACUUUUCCCCACUGUGACUGCAUCAUUUAUUUACUGAUCUAAAAUCACAAAACAUGGAGCACAUUGCGAGGUCCUGUCAUCUCCUGUGUAAAGCUCUUGGUCCAGCAGUUGACUGGAUAAAAAUGGGAACUGAGUUGUGAGGUGUUUGGAGCAUUUUCUGCCCCAGUCUCCCUACUUCAUUCCACUUGUGACAGGGAAAUCUACAGAAGUGU